Messenger RNA from Brassica napus (rape), 2780 nucleotides. RefSeq names its product protein WVD2-like 7. The record is from RefSeq and is a predicted model, not a curated record. The coding region runs from base 1444 to 2613 and encodes 389 amino acids. NCBI's taxonomy places the organism in Eukaryota, Viridiplantae, Streptophyta, Magnoliopsida, Brassicales, Brassicaceae. The transcript has 4 exons.
UGUGGGAAUUUUUCAAGGAUUUCAGAUAUCCACUAAUUAAAUCUAAUUAUUAUUUUUGCUUCCACAUGUGAGAUAAUCAAGUUGAUAAGAUAUCCCCAGUAAUGAUGUUCAUAGAAUGGGAAAUGAGAAUCAUAUGCAAAUGAGCUAAUCAUUAGAUAAGACUUACGUCUUGUUGCUGCUGCAAGCGCGGGAAGUCACAUGCAAUUGCCAUGCUAUGGUCUAUUGCAAAAUCGACAUUUCUUAUUAAUGUUAUCACAUGCUUUGGGCUGGUGAGGUAUCAAUUAUUAUGUUUCCUUGUUUAGCCUCCAUUAUAUUAGUACGAGAGAGACCUAACCCCUAAAUUAUUUUCAUUUUUUCGUCUUCGCUAUAACUUCUGAGACCAUCUCCAAGCCACAUCUAUUUCUAUCUCUAUAUUUUCCUCUAAAAUAGAGAAGUUGUAUUAUAGAGGUGAAAAUGCUCCAAUGUAUACCUCUAUAAUAGAGUUUCUCUAUUUAUAAAGGAAAAUAUAGAGAUAUGUUAUUUUCACCUCUAAAUAUAGUGGCAAAAAGUAAUUUUCCUCUAUAUUUUUUCCUAUAAAAUAGAAGAACUAUGUUAUAGAAGCAUACAUUGAAACAUUUUCACUUCUAUGAUAGAAAUUUCUAUUUUAGAGGAAAUUAUAUAGGUGUACAUUGGAGAUUCUCUAAGCAACGAAGCAUAGUGAAAAUACACAAAAGUCAUAUUCAACUGAUAUUAAUUUUACCGAUAUCUCAUUCUGAUCUAAAUAUUUUUUCAUUCAAACGAAAACAUGUGUUUAAAGGUUUGUAUUAGCAUCCUUCGUUUGCUUUUCUUACUCUGUUAAAUUAGCAUUCAUAUUAAAAUCCGUAUAAUACAUAUCGAAAAGAAAACAAAAAUUCGGUUGAAAAAAUUAAAGAGAUCUAAUGGUCGGUCCGUAAGCGAAACGUUGGAUUUGGCAACAAUUGAACAUGGCGAAGCGCUUUGCAAUGUGCAUUCACGUGUGAAAUGAUAUCCACAUGAUAACAUAAGAAAGAUCGAACGGUUUACGAAUAUUCGAGAUCACAUUGUAAACUCUCGACCGUGGAUCGUGACCCUCCUAAUUAAACGGCGUUUAAAACGGAGAACGUGGGAAGCGUCCGUCCAAGAAGAGGAGGAAGUACAUGUGAUGUGACAUGAACAUGAAGAUUAGUAUUGAUUAGUCACCCUUCGAUUCCAAAUCUGAAUUCAACAUUAUAUUUACAAGGAGUUCUUUUGUGGAAAGUUCCUCAUUCGUGCUUUAUUUCAUCAACUCCGUAAACUGGUACAGUAGUACUCUCUGUUUCUCAUGCUCUUAUUGUCCCAGAAUACAGGUAUGCUAUUGUUUUUGUGUGGUUUUUAUAUUCCCUUUUACAAAACUUCUUCUAAAAAUGUACGUAUAUUUUCAGUCAACAGAAAAUUAUCUAACUCGAUAUGAUGGCGGGAGAAAUACAAGAACCGCUUAACCUAAGCCUUCUGGAGAAUUCUAUUCACUCAGGAUCCGUUUCAUUUGGGAGAUUCGAGAAGGAAUCUUUAUCAUGGGAGAAGAGAUCAUCUUUCUCACACAAUAGAUAUCUAGAAGAGGCUGAGAGAUUCUCUAAGCCUGGGUCUGUUACUCAGAUGAGAGCUCAUUUCGAGGCUCAUUUUAAGAAAAAAGGAAUCAAACUUCCAAGUUCUGUAGAAGCUCAAACAUGGGGAGAAGUAGCUCAACAUCAUCAACAAACUGCUAGUGAGAAAGAAGAAAAUUUGUGGGAGAGUAUGAGUCAGUGUAGCCACUACAGCUAUGAACUAGACAAGUGUGAUAAAGAAAAGAGCUCAUUCGGCGAUUCUUGUUUGAGUUAUGAGUCUUAUGAUGAUCAUAGUUCUCUUUCUGUUGCUUCGGAGAAGAUUGGAAUUGGUUGCAGUGAGAGAAGUGUAGAGGAUAAAGCAGAAAUGAGUUUUCCCUCUGCAACUGCAUUGAAGUCUUUGAAAAAUGACCGGAAAGCUACUCCUAGUUAUGCGAAAACGACGAAAACUACUACCAAGAAGGAUGUUGUCAUAGCAAAGGGGUCUUCUAGUUGUAAUACUAAAACAAGUUUUGACACUAAGAGAGGAAAGGAAAUGAAGCCGGCGUUGAUUGUUAAAUCCAAUGCAUCUCAAGCUCCAGUAACAAAGAAAACUGAGAGCCUGACUCCUCUAGCUGCAAACAAGUUCAGGUCCAAGAACACUUUUGGUUCUGCUAUGAAAGAGAGAACAGCUACUAAUGGUUUCAGUUCAAGAAGCAGCGAGAGAGUCGAGAAGAGAAAAGAGGAAAAUGUGGAAGCCAUAGUGCAAAAAUCUCUCAACUUCAAAGCAAGACCAGUGCUUCUAGCUAGACCUCAAGACACGUCAAUAGGUCAAGAAAAGGUAAGAAAAGAUGCUCAAGCACAUUCAUCUAAAGCUAGUAGUAAUCGGUCAUUGGCAAAUGGAGCAGCCAAGAGUAAGCUCAAUAUUAACAAACAGAAGGUGGAUACACAGAGGAGUCUAACUGGGAUUAGACCAAAUAGCAGGGAUCAGACAGCGAAAAACAACGCAAACGGAAGGAGUUUGGCGGUUAGGCGCGCUGCGGUUGAGGUUGCUUUGUGAGCCAUUCACCGUUUAGUUGUGUUUGCGUUUGUGUUUCUAUGUUAUAAUGAUUAUAAUAUUAUACAAUAGAAACACAUAUAUAAUAAAACAAUCAGAGCUAGGGGCUCGCUUAUGUUAUAAUCAUCAUUCAAAUAAAUAAUCUCACAUUAUAAUUGUAAAAUGCAUUA